Penicillium salamii is the source of this 2628-nucleotide messenger RNA. The record is from the annotation of a GenBank genome assembly. Lineage: Eukaryota; Fungi; Ascomycota; Eurotiomycetes; Eurotiales; Aspergillaceae.
AUGACUGCGAAUGUGCGGUGGGUGAUGGGAAAACAUCCGAAGGCGCUGAGCAAUGGAGUGUCGUUUGGAAUGCCCUGGCCGCGGGGCGCCUAUUUCCCCGGUCAACAUUUUGAUCUCAAAGGCCACGACAAAACUUACCCGGUUGACUCCCGUGAAAUCGCCUACUGGGCAGAUGGGAGCUUGAAAUGGACUGUCCAUUCCAUCAGCAGUCAUGUUGAGUACGAAGACGAAUAUGUGUUGGAAGGCUCGAAACGAACCCAAAAUACCCCCGAAGGGGUGUGGGUUGAGCGAAGAGAAGAAAGAAUUGUUGUGAGAUCCCGUCACAGCCUGGAGCUUUGUUUCCAAACGGGAAGUAAAUCGGUUUUGGACAGUAUGAGAUUGCACAAGGGGGUGAUUUGCACUGGUGCAACUGUGGUGGCAUCCAUCGAUGGACUCGCAUACCAAACAAAUGUCACAUCAGUGGAAGUUGAGAAUCAAACCUCACACAGAGUUGUCAUCAAAGUUUCUGGAGUGACGGUGACUGACAACUCGCGUUCUGAUUCACAUCUCCCAUUCGACCUGCGCUUCUAUGUUUACUCAGACUCACCUUCGGUCAAAUUGGUACAUUCUUUCAUUCACGACUUGAAUGCGGAUCAACCGCUGACAUCACUCGGUCUUCGGUUUUCGAUCCCACUGUCACGAUCGAAAUUUUACAACCGCCAUGUCAGGGUUGGAGGAUCAAAUGGAGGAAGCUGGAAAGAGGAGGUUCAGGGCCUCUCCGGUCUGCGACAUGGCCCAACAGACCAGACACGAGCUAACCAAGCCUGUGGCAGACCUGUUAUUCUACGUGGGGAUGAAUGGAAUGGGAAUGAUCUCAAUCGGGAUCUUUCGUACGUUCCAUCUUGGGCAGACUACUCACUUGCCCAACUUUCCUCCGACGGGUUCACACUCAAAAAGAGAACGAAGCCCGGCUGCUCGUGGGUGAAAACAAUCGGGGGUGGCCGUGCAGAUGGAACAGCUUACGUGGGCUCUGCAGAGUACGGCGGAUUAGCAGUUGGGAUGUUGGACUUUUGGGAACGCUAUCCUACGCAAAUCGAUCUCAGUGACCUUGACUCUCACAACGGAGUAAUAACGCAGUGGAUUUACUCGCCGCUAGCUGAGCCGUUGGACACAUCGCCAUACCACGAUGGCUUAUCUUUAAACUCCUAUUCCGAUCAGCUGGGGGCAUUGAAUAUAACCUACGAAGAUUAUGAGCCCGGAUUCGCGACUGCCAAUGGAAUCGGACGAACGAAUGUAUUUUUUUUGAAGGCCUACGAGUCCACACCUUCAGCCGAGGAAUUUAGUCUCUUCUCUUCUUUCGUGCGCGACCCACCACGCCUCCUACCCAUACCAACGGAUAUGCACAACGCUGGGGUGUUUCAUGGUUACUGGGCACCUGAAUUCCAUGCCAUUGGGAAUAAAGUAACACAGAAAGAGCUGGAUAUAGAGAGGAGGCUGGAAUUUCUGUUUAACUUCUAUCACAAACAAAUCGAACAGAAUCGAUGGUACGGGUUCUGGGAUCAUGGAGACUUCCAACACAGCUACGACCCCUUUCGACACGCAUGGAGAUAUGACGUGGGCGGCUUUGCAUGGGAUAACUCAGAGCUGUCUACAGAUUUGUGGCUUUGGAAAUACUUUCUCCAUACUGGGAGAUCCGAUGUGUUCAAGGUGGCAGAGGCGAUGACCAGGCACACUGGUGAAGUCGAUGUUUACCAUGCUGGAAAAUUCAAAGGCUUUGGGACGAGACAUGGCGUGCAACACUUCAGCGAUAGUUCGAAACAGCUUCGCAUUUCCAACGUUCUCUAUCGUUGGUUUUACUUUUUUCUCACUGGGGAUGAGCGUACUGGCGACCUCAUCACCCAGCAGCGAGACGUUCAAAACUCUCUUCUCACUCUGGACUCACACCGGAAGGUACAGGCACAUGGGGAAAUCCCGGAUGGAUUCGCUAUGGCCAAUAUUGGGUUAGACUGUGGCUCACUGGCUGCCACUUGGUUGACAAACUGGGAGAGAAGAACAAACGGAUGGGCCCAUUCAGAGCAGCUUUUGGUGAAGCUUCUUGAGGGGAUAUCUGACCUUGAACACGGAAUUGCUACGAAUGCGAUUCUUCUAAAUCCAUCCAAUGGUGAAAUCCGACCAUGCCCACCACCAACGCCUCAAUAUGCCAUCUCCCAUUUAUCCAUGUUGUUCGGCUUUCCGGAAAUCAUUGCUGAGCUACUCGACUACAUACGGGAGAAGUACCCCUUGACGAUCCAGCGUUUUAUAGAAGUAUGGAUACCAUAUUGUCGUGCAUACAACGGCGGCCAUGAAAUCCAGCAGCAGGAGUAUGGGUUCGUCUUUCCACCGCGGGCAACAUGGAGACAAAGCCAUUCCACACUAACGGCAUUUGCUGCAAAUUGGACAGGUGAUGAAUCACUAGCAAAAUCAGCAUGGGAGCAAUUCUUCCAUAGCGAUGGAUUUGUUCAAUCGCACGAGUGGUCAAUUACACAAAUUGGGCCGCCAGACUCCCCCAGUGAGGCGGAGGAGGCUAAAUGGAUUAGUACCAAUGAGGCCGCUCGCUAUGGGGUUUCUGCGAUUUCAAACCUUGCCAAUAUUCGCAGCUAUCUGGCUUAG